UUCGAAAUAAAAUUGUUUCAUGCUGAACACGCAGUAAAACAGUGUUACAAAGACGCGGACAUGUUUCCAGUGUUCUGUCGGUAUGCUCAAAUCAGCCUAUGGGAUAAAUAAAGUGUAUUCAUUCUGACCUAGCCGCGGGAAAUUAUAUUUGAAUUUUAUUGGACAGUUACAAAGGUCAGGUAAGGUGAAAAGCUGGCGUAUACAGCUACGCCAAAAAAACAUUCACAUGUUUACGCAGAUUUCAAAUAUAUCAUACGUGAAAUUGAUUUGUUGUUCUUAGGUAUAUUCAGUACAUCGUUCGCUGUACUGGAAUUUUUCUUACCAUGGUAUUGAAUGAUGUCUAGUGGGUCGAUCAAUGUGUGUGUACUACAUAUUACAGAACAGUAAUCAGAACGGGCAUUGUGUACACCAAGUACACAUCUACUGGCAUCUUCUUAUCUCUUAGUCCUGAAUUAUUUAUCUCUAGUUUGUAUGUCUAUAAAUUUAACACGCUUCCUUCACAAUUGUGUUACUUGUCCGUCGUGGAGUGCCCUCGUUGAAAUGUUAACCAGUGUGGCUUUCCUACUAAGCUGCCAUGGGCUGCUGGCUGUGGUGACAGCUGCAGACGUUCAUCUGUAUGUCAGUCCCACGGGCUCUGACCUCAACAACGGUAGAGAUGCAGCAACCCCCAUCAAAACGAUACAACAUGCGAUUGCAAGCCUCAUUGGAGCUCAGUAUUCCACGGCCUACAUCGAGUUACUGAAAGGUCAUCACGAUCUUGCUGCAACGUUGCAGAUUAACGUCAGUAACGUCGUCAUACGUUCGUAUCAACGGCAGGCUGUAUACGUGACGGGCGGUAAACCAAUCGAAAGCCGGAAUUUUAAGCACAUAACCGACCACGACGUUCUUGCCAAGUUGCCACCCAAUGCACGACAGCACAUCCGAGUGGUACAUUUGCCUGAUGUGGGUAUCACUAACUACGGAACAAUUCAAGAGUUCGGAUUUAACGGACUUCAAAACCCAGCGCAGAUAGAAGUGUUCUACAAUGGGAAACCGCUUCACGUUGCACAGUGGCCAAAUGAGGGUUUCAUCAACAUAAUUGAGGUUCCGGACGGUCCUAACGGUACCAGGUUCCGGUACAACUCGUCGGUACCAGCGAGAUGGGCCAAAGAGACGGACUUGUGGGUAUACGGCUAUUGGUACUGGAGUUGGGCGGACAGGUCGGUGAAGGUUGCAAGUCUUAAUGCCUCGACGAACACCGUGACUGUGGUAAAGAACCCACUGUACGGACUUAGGAUUGGUCAUUUUGGAGGGCCUCUAGAACAAGUUCGCAGUGAUGAUCAAGGAGGCUAUUUCCGCUUCUACAACGUGUUCUCGGAGCUGGACCAGCCUGGGGAAUAUUACAUGGACAAGAACUCUGGUAAUCUCUACGUGUGGAUGCCAAAUAAAGACGGUAACAUCAAUUCCUCUGACAUCACUUACGUCUCCCUAAUAAACGACUGUAUCAAUAUAGUUCAAAAUGUUCACCAAAUAACAUUGACCGACUUCACCCUCGAGGCAUGUCGAGGCCACGGGAUCUACGGUGUAAACGUGCACGACAUUCAGAUACAAAACAUGGAGAUCAGAAACACGGGUUUAACAGGUGCUAUGUUGACUGGAGACAGUCGUGACGUCACAAUCACACAGUGUAUGAUUCAUGACGUAGGAGGUGGCAUUUUUCUAUCCGGCGGUAAUCGCGCGCUUCUCGAGUCGUCUGGAGCAGUGAUUGAGAACAACGAGAUAUACGACUUUUCUCGCCUUGGGGCCGUUGGUUACCACGCAAUGGCUCUUUACGGUGUGGGACAUUUGAUCAGGCACAACACAAUUUACAACGGACAGUACACUGGGAUCUGGUAUAUGGGCAAUGACAUAGUUAUGGAAUACAACCACGUUCACCACACGUGCGUGAACUCAUCCGACUGUGGGGCUCUGCACACCGGUAGAGACUGGACAACGCGCGGGAAUAUAAUACGCUACAACCUCGUGACAGACACACUUAGACUGGUCCCUGGAUCGAAUGUUCGGGGUGUCAUGUUGGAUGACCAGUCUUCAAGUACCACCAUUGUGAACAACGUAUUCUACAAUAACGACGUCCAUGUGAACAUAGGUGGCGGGCGGGACAAUAUUGUAUCAAACAAUGUGUUUUAUGACGCCAAACGAUACAGUAUGCAGGUAGACGGAAGGGGCGUUGUCCAUGAAAACGACCGAGAUCUUUUGCAUAGACUACACCAAAUACCAUACAAUUCCACGCUCUGGACAAUGCGGUACCCGGAACUUGCAAUAAUCGAGCAGCGCAACAAAAGCCUUCCGGAAGGUAACCAAAUACACAAUAAUGUUGUAUAUAAUACUGGAAAAGUGGGAUAUAUACCUACAAAGAAAGGAUCGUUGGACGACAUUAAGCUGUUUAAUGUGACCGACACGAUAACAGCCUCUGGAAGUACGGACUUCUAUGACGUUGCAAACUCCGACUUCCGGUUACGGUGUUUUGCCAAGGACUACGCCAACGAGGUGGGCUUUGUACAGGCGCUACCCCCUAGCGAAUACGGCUGCAAAUUGCGUGUCGGACCAGUGCACCUAAACAGAGUGCCCGCAACUCUGAGUUCGAACCCGGCCACAGCCCCCUGUACCACAAAGGCGCCUCUGACCACAUUGCCGGCUCCUGCAUAUAUCCCUGAUGGAGCUCGAACUAACCACCUGUACAACGUCUCCGACUCAGGUUGCUGGCUUGUCGUGUCAAAAUGCACGGCACACCCGAACGCCACUGGCACACACCGCGACACGCAUGCGCACUCAGACGACAACGAGACCGCGUGCUUCCAACGUGCUGUGCAUCAAUGGCACGACUGUGGUAGCCAUGAUAACGAACAAGUUGUGGCAAUAUAUGGACCUUCCGGCGCGAUGACACUGGCGGGUGACGGGUGUUUCAUGUCGAGAUAUGGGUGCCCAAACCACGGGGGCCCAGCAGACGGUCACUUGCUUACAACCGGAAUUAUAUACCGGGACACAUACGCGGAGAGUCACGGGGGUGCCAAUAGCGAAGAGUCAUGUUUGAGCAGGGCACAUGGGACGUGGACUUACUGCGGAUCUUUUGCAAACCAUCCCGUGACAUCUAUUUACAGACCAACAGGUGCUCUUAGGACAUCAGGUGCCGGAUGUUGGAUCCACGCCCAGCAGUGCGACAUGAUCCCUAAACCUCGCAGUAUGUUCUACGACGCUUGGGGAGCAGCGAAUCUGCAUACCGAUGACGUCGAAGAUGUGUGUCUACACCAGGCCGUCUAUUACUGGAAGAAGUGCGGCUCGAAAACCGCCUACCCAGUCACAGCAUACUUCCGGCCCACCACUGCCAGCCGCACAUACCCGGCGACUGCAUAGACCACAACACAUGAAACAACUUUGUCUUAAAUAAACAGCUAACUUGAAUACGUUUUUUGAAAAUCGUUUGAUUUUGUUUGCAAAUAUAAUCCCCACUUUCAGUAAAAAUGUAAAAAUGGUAAAA
Dreissena polymorpha is the source of this 3514-nucleotide messenger RNA. RefSeq lists its product as uncharacterized. Lineage: Eukaryota; Metazoa; Mollusca; Bivalvia; Myida; Dreissenidae. Bases 472 to 3390 code for a protein of 972 amino acids. The record is from RefSeq and is a predicted model, not a curated record. The transcript is spliced from 23 exons.